UCCGUUGUUUACCCUCACUCCUGGAAACCCAGGCAAGGCAUUCUUGAAGGCACCGUUGUUCGAGAAAAUCGCUCCUCCGAGUAUGGCUGUGUUUGAGGAGAAACAGGAGGAUUGGGCCAAGGUUCACUUGUGAUACUGAAAUUGUAGAAUUGGAAUCUGGCGUUAUGAUGCAGGGAAUUGAAAUUAUCAUCACGAGACUCGUAGAGUGCUGUACCAUGGAUGGCGGUGAUAAGAGGGCAAAUGCCAGCCAGAUAAGGGCGAACCGGCCCUUGAAAACGCGGGGAUCCGGAGGGUGACACAUCAUCCCCCCUGCCACCGCAUUCGCCAACUCGCUCCGACCGGCCUCAAAGCGUGUCGUGGCCAAACAAUGCAUCAUCCAAUGCAUCGCCCUGUCACUCUCUCCUCCCUUGGUACACUCUAAGGCAUGUCGCACAGAUCCUUCUAGGCUUUCAUUGACAAUGAUUGAGGUACGCGAUCACCAUGUCGAAGACGACCCCAUCACGGUGGCAGGUCGUGAGGAGAAUACCCCAGCUGAAACGGCGGUCAACACUGGCGAAAGCCGUCAUGAAAGCCAGAGCGUCGACAGCGAUCGAGAUGCGUUCGAGCUGCAGAACAUCUCAACACAAGAGGGGGAUGAGGCUGGUUUUUCGACUGGAUCAAUCUCCUCCGGGGAAUACCGCGUCAGGACGAUCCGAACGGUUUCCCGGGCCAGUCAGCGCAGUCGUGAGACACGCAAGGGGCCAUGGGGACGUCUCGAACGCUUCUGGACGCGAAAUGUGGUGUUGACGGUACCACAGCGGAGUAACCGUGAUCAUUUUGCAUUGGAGCGCACCUUCUUGGCGUACAUCCGCACGUCAGUCAUGGUCGCCAUGCAAGGUGUUCUCAUCGCUCAGUUGUUCCGACUGCAGCACAUGGCUUCCCCGGAUCUGGCGUUAGGCUUUUACGAGGUGGGCGUUCCGCUGUCGGUGACCUACUAUGGAGCGGCCAUAAUAAUCGCUUUAUUGGGCGCUUAUCGCUUCUGGAAGCAACAAAAUAUGGUGGCCCUGGGUACAGUGUAUGCGGGAGGCUGGGAACUGAACUUGAUCGGGAUCUUAAUUGGCCUAAUUGUUUUAGCAACUUUUAUCAUAUCCUUAAUCAUCACUGUGCAGCUGGACAAUCUUGAUGACUGAUGAUGCGUGACGCCAUUAUGCUAGCGGGUAUUUUCUAUUAUUACAAGCGCCUGCAUCUGCCUCGUCUAGCGAUUUUUGUUGAAUUCCAGCAAAUGUAUUGUUAUUUUUGUACUGAUUUCUUCGGCG
Molecule: messenger RNA, 1295 nt
Organism: Aspergillus homomorphus CBS 101889
Lineage: Eukaryota; Fungi; Ascomycota; Eurotiomycetes; Eurotiales; Aspergillaceae
Product: DUF202 domain-containing protein
Exons: 3
Coding region: 459-1169 (236 amino acids)
Source: RefSeq, a predicted model, not a curated record